AUGAAAAAGAAGACCAAAUAUAGCCACGGGGGCUGUAAUGAAUGCAAAAAGAGGAGCAUUAAAUGUGAUGAGACUAAACCGAAGUGUCGUCAUUGCUCCCGGAAGGGUCAUGAAUGUGUUUAUUCUUAUGAUAUAUUCGUUUACCAACCGAAUAAGAGGUUCAAAAGGUCUGACACUCGAAAAACGAAGAAGGAGAUAAUUCAGCAAGUAUCAAAUACCGGGGAUGUACUAUCGAGCAUGCAACCUUCGGAUUAUGCUAUUACACGAAGCAUCAGGAAGUUUCAGGAGGCAUUCUUAGAAGAGAAUCACUUUGCUGAAAGACCUACCAUUGAUGACAACGAAGCCUCCAUCCCUUUGCCGCUGAAUUUUGAAAUCCUCUUGAAUUCGAAACCCAAGACCUAUACUGUACCUUCAUUCGUGGAAAACUGGGUCUUCGAAUUUGAAAUCGAUGAAUACAAUAGAAUCUUCAAUAAAGUUAUUGGAAAGCGAAGCAAACCAUACACAGAUUAUUUUGAUGAAAACGAUCCGGAUGUUCAGUUAUUGAUAUGGCUAACUUUCACUAAAUCAAAGUCAAUAUAUAACUAUUCGUUGGUCAUCGAUGACAGCAAAAACUAUAUUUCAAAAUGGUUUUUCUUUUUUGCUAGGCUGUAUCCUAUCGUAGGAUACGUAGUGAAUGCAGUUACCGCUAAUCUAUUUUGUGUUAAGGAAAAAGAUGCUAGAUGGGAUUUUGUUAGGCGAAGAACAAUGCAAAGUGCUCUUGAUAUCUUAUCAUGUGGAGUCUACGAUUGUCAUUCAUUUGAGGAGAUGACAUGUUAUUUAAUGAGUACAAUGUUCUUAUUUUCAGAAAGGUCAGCAAAGAAAACAGACACUUGGAGGUUACAUUUGACUGGAGCUUUGGGAAUUUUGCAGAAAUGUGAGCUUAUGCUUUCUUCUUCUGAAUUUUUCAAGGAAGAUGAAAUGGUUUUGCACAUGUAUUCAUUUGCUAAGAAUUGGUUUAUAACGGCAGAAACUACGGCAUGUCUUUCAGCACCAAAUGGUGGAUCUAUCAGAAAUAUAUCAGAAGCUUCUACAAUUCUUUCUUACUCAAGAGAAAUUGAAGAAGAAGGUUUUAUUUAUGCUGGCUUCAAUUUAUUGAAAUGCUAUUCUCAAAGCUUGACUCCAGUAUUCGUUGAGCUCAUAAAAAUCUCAAUGGAUUUAAGAGCUCGAGGAGUCACUUUGAGUGGUGCAUCGGGGAUAUUACACGAUUUGCAAUUGGAUCAGAGUUACAAGGAAAAAGCGUUCGAGUUAUUACAAAUCGUGGAUCUAACUGAAACUUCAAAAAUGGACGUCUUCAAGAUUGACGAUAUCAAGAAGCGUGCUCGCAUGAAAGCUUGCAAUAUAUGUCACUGCAAUGCUUUAAGAGCAUAUAUUUAUGCAGUUCUACUUGAUGAACCCAUAUAUGGAAGAGCAAUUCAAGAAUGUGUACAGACAAUCGCAGAACAAUUACUAUCUAUAGCAGAUAUAAAAUACUAUGGGCUCGCGGUGCAUUGGCCAGUAUUCAUUGCAGGCAUGUGCUCUCCUCCAGGCUCACAUAGGCGAGCAUUUAUAGAUACGUUGAAAAUAGUCACAAGCAAUGGUACAUUCGUAGCAAGAAAUACCAUAGAGAGAUUAGAACGAGCAUGGCUUUCUAUUGAUAAUGGAGACAUCAUUAAUGAAGAAAAUUACGAUUGUAUUGCCUGCUAA
Messenger RNA from Priceomyces carsonii, 1722 nucleotides. Its product is annotated as Zn(II)2Cys6 transcription factor. The record is from RefSeq and is a predicted model, not a curated record. The coding region runs from base 1 to 1722 and encodes 573 amino acids. Gene Ontology annotation, biological process: positive regulation of transcription by RNA polymerase II. Lineage: Eukaryota; Fungi; Ascomycota; Pichiomycetes; Serinales; Debaryomycetaceae. Gene Ontology annotation, cellular component: nucleus. The transcript has a single exon. Gene Ontology annotation, molecular function: DNA-binding transcription factor activity, RNA polymerase II-specific; transcription cis-regulatory region binding; zinc ion binding.